Leucoraja erinaceus (little skate) is the source of this 2013-nucleotide messenger RNA. RefSeq lists its product as uncharacterized. The transcript has 2 exons. The record is from RefSeq and is a predicted model, not a curated record. The coding region runs from base 511 to 1143 and encodes 210 amino acids. NCBI's taxonomy places the organism in Eukaryota, Metazoa, Chordata, Chondrichthyes, Rajiformes, Rajidae.
GAUCAGCUCUGGCUGAACAACUAAUCUUGUGUGUGGAUUCGAUAAGCAGAAGAUUUAAUGUCAUAGUGUUAUACAGUCAUAGAGUGAUACAGCAUGGAAACAGGCCCUUUGGCCCAACUUGCCCACAUUGGACAACAUGUCCCAGCUACACUAGCCCCACCUGUCCACGUUUGGUCCAUAUCCCUCCAAAUCUGACCUAUGCCUGUACCUGUCUAGCUGUUUCUUAAACGUCGGGAUAGUUUCUGCCUCAACUGCGAUGAGUUGACCAGAACGAGACGUGGUGGAGACACAAGCAGGAUGUGUGGGGCGCCUGGUUGGCCGCUGGCAGCUGGGAUGACGUUGUUCUUGUUAAACGUUAACGGCUGAUGCAACGACACGUUUGGCAGAGGGUGGAGAGGUCGCGGCUGACUCCGGCCAAUGCUCCGUGGGAGGCAGUGAUUGGUUGAAUGUACGUGAGGGCAGACAAUGAGGGGCAGGAGAAGCCGGGAGUCGGUAUAAAAGGAGCGAGCGAUGGCAGGAGAUGAGAACAAGACCGACCCCGUCACCCUGUGUGGAGACUCCGGAGCUGGUAACCAACCCUGUGGAUCCUUCAAGUGUCUGAACAUGGGGCUGCAGAGCUGGAUAGGAUUCAUGGUCCUUGUGGAGAUGGUGUGGCAAGUCUCCGCAACUGGAACAGGUCCGAUCUCCAGAGAAUGGGGAGAGGAAGCAAACUUGGCCGGGCGGAACGCACGGGCCCCUCGACAAGUCACCAAUGAACAGCUUCCAAGAUGCACGGACAAGUCAGAUUCUGAUGCCAUCAGUCAUCACCCAUCACCGAUUAACAAGAAGGUGCUCGUUGCAUCUCUGGGCGGUUCUGUUACGUUGCCAUGUAAUAUAUCCAACCUUAAAAAUCAUCACAGGUUUGUUGAAUGGAUAAAAGAUGGUGUUGAAAUUGCCCAUUUCCAUGAGAGAGCGUAUGCACAUUAUACGGGAUCUGAUGUUCACUGGAAGUUCGUGCAUCACGACGUCUAUAUGACUCAGGACGCCACGUUGCUCCUGACAGGUGUAAAAGAGGAAGAUAAAGGGUCGUAUUCCUGUGUUUGGUCCGUGUAUAGAGAUAGACCGUUUUGUGAAUUAUUGAUGCAGCUGGUGAUCUCUCACUGAUUCAGCAGGGCCAGUCCCAGGGUCAGUAGCAAAGUCUAGUUUAGUUUAGUUUCGUUCAGAGGUACAACAGGGAAACAAGCCCUUCGGCCACAGAGUCAAUGGGGACCAGUGAUCACCCCAUAUACUAGUUCUAUCCCACACACUAGAUACAAUUUACACUGACCAAUUAACCUACAAACCUGCACGUCUCUGGGGUGUGGGAUGAAACCGGAGCACCCGGAUUCCAAAGAGGAAGGAAGAUUCCAAGGGGAGUUAGGGGCGACCGUGGCUGACAAGGGAAGUCAGGGACACUAUCAAAAUAAAAGAGACCAGGUAUAACGUUGCAAAGAUGAGCGGAAAGCCAGGGGAUUGGGUAACUCUUUUAAAGAGCAACAGAAGAUAACUAAAAAAGCAAUACGGGGAGAAAAGAUGAGGUAUGAAGGUAAGAUAGCCAAGAAUAGAAAGGAGGAUCGUAAAAGCUUCUUUAGAUAUGUGAAAAAAAUUAGUUCAGACUAAAAUUGGACCUUUAUAGACUAAAAACUUUGGAUCCGUCUUCACUAAGGAGAACACAAACAAUCUCCCUGAUGUAUUAGUGGUCAGAGGAUCUGGGGACAAUGGAGAACCAGUGGAUGUAGUGUACCUGGACUUGCAGGAAGUAUUUGAUAUGGUCCUACAUAGGAGAUUAGUGGGCAAAAUUAGAGCACAUGGUAUUGGGGGAAGGGCCUGUUUCCAUAUUGUUUGACUCUGACACUAAGUAGGGAAUAGUAAAGGUAUAAAGAUGAGCAGCGUGGAAGGUGUGAGCGUGGAUCGCAUGCAGUGAGGAGAACUGACCUUGCUUGCACCGGUAAAUGUACGUUUAAUGUAAAUAAACUUUCUUCUGCCUGCCCUGAA